Molecule: messenger RNA, 523 nt
Organism: Petromyzon marinus (sea lamprey)
Lineage: Eukaryota; Metazoa; Chordata; Hyperoartia; Petromyzontiformes; Petromyzontidae
Source: RefSeq, a predicted model, not a curated record
GGUGUGACGCCCCCCGUGCCAGACGAGAGUGAGUUGGUGCGCCGCGCGCUGCUCAAGUUUGAGGAGCGCUUCCCCGGCGUCACACCGAGCGUGGGGAGCGUCGCACCGGGCAGAGUGAACCUCAUGGGGGACCACGUGGACUACAACUUGGGUGGUGUGCUGCCUGCAGCGUUGCCCCUGGUGACGGUGAUGGUGGGCGGCCAAUCGGGAGACGACUUGGUGACAGUGGUCUCCAUGGCGACCGGCAUCGGCCAAUCGGAGGUCUCCUUCCCGGUGCCCACCCCCUCGCGACCCCUGACCCCCGGGGGGGAGGGGCCGCACUGGGCCAACUACGUGAAGGGGGUCGUGCAAGGGUACCCAGUGGGACCGCUCCCAGGGAUCUGUGUAGUUGUCGUCAGCUCCGUCCCGUUGGGCUCCGGUCUGUCGAGCUCCGCCGCUUUGGAAGUCGCCACCUACUGUCUCCUGCAAGGGUUCUGCCCUGACCCAGGGUUCUCACCAACCCAGAGAGCCUUGCUGUGCCAGC